Messenger RNA from Nicotiana attenuata, 420 nucleotides. RefSeq lists its product as uncharacterized. Lineage: Eukaryota; Viridiplantae; Streptophyta; Magnoliopsida; Solanales; Solanaceae. The record is from RefSeq and is a predicted model, not a curated record. Bases 1 to 420 code for a protein of 139 amino acids. The transcript has 2 exons.
AUGCGGUUUGGUAGGAAAGGGAAAUUGAGUCCGAGGUAUGUCGGGUCGUAUGAAAUCAUUCAGAGGAUUGGUCAGGUGGCUUACGGGCUUGAACUACCUCCAGAGAUGUCUUCAGUGCACCUGGUGUUUCAUGUGUCCAUGUUGAGAAAGGAGGUUGGAGAUCUGUCACUUAUUGUACCAGUUGAGACUAUUGAGGUUAAUGAAGAACUGACCUAUGAAGAAAUUCCGGUUGUCAUUCUUGAUAGCGAGCUUGCGAGCCGCGAUACAGACUUUUGGGUUGAACAGUACACUGAGGAGUUAAAGAAAAAUAUUCGGAAGAAAAAGAUAUUUCUGCGGCCCACUAUGCGGCCACAGAAUCACUUUGCGGGCCACAGAGUGAAGCAGAAAACUGGGCAAGUUUGGAUGACAUUUUGCGGUUGA